GUGUAUAGCAAGGCUGAUAUCUGUACACCAAAGCGAACCAUUAUACCAGAAGGUAAAGGAAAGAACGAAAAAUUACUUUAUAAUACUUCACCAAAAUAUAUAUGCAAAAAACCAUUACCAAACCCAUUUUUGGUGAAUCACCAAGGGAAAAAACGUGAUCUUGAAACCGAAGAAGAUGACGAAGAAUUUGAUGCAGAUCUAACGAUUGUUGGUGGAAAAAUCACCGAAUGGAUUGUAAAUGGAAUAAAAAUCGGGGAACGCCUCAAGGAAUACCAGUUGAAGAAGAAUUUGCCAAAGACGAGGCCAGAAUAUUAUGACAUUGUAUUCUUCAAUUCUAAUAAAGAUGGGUUUUUAGAGACAUUGGAUGAAAGUACCGUAGUACAAAUGCUCAGUGAUAUAAAUGAGAAAGAAACCGAAAGUACAGUGGAAAAUGAAAUCAAACUGCUGUUAGAUCGUAUCAUUGAUCGUGAUAUUAGAAAAACAAAGGAAAAACUCAAACAAGUAAAGGAAGAAGAUACCGCUUUAUUUGAAAAUAAAUUCGCGUUGAAUUUCGUGAGACAUAUGGUGAAAUUAAUGGAAGAUGUCAAUUUAUUACUUGACCCAAUGUCGGAAGGUACAUAUAUCAAUAGUGUCCUAGCGCCCGUUCUUGAUGAAUUUUUUAUCAAAAAUAAAAGGCAAUGGCGUGCAUCUUACGGCGAAACUUGUCUCAAAGCGAGCACAAAAGAUAGAAAUUCACAAAAAGAAGAUUCUGAACGCAGGGUGAAAAUUGCUAAAAUGUUAAAAACAAUAACAAACCAUUUUGCGGAACUAAACCCGAGUUCUGAUAUUACAUUGGUUAAACUAUACGGAUUGCAAGCGUAUUUAAAUGAGAUUACUAUAUAUGAAUUUCGACUUAAAUUCGCCGAAAUUUAUACUAUGAAACCAACAUUAAAGUUUUCCCUUCCAAAAACAUGGGCAGACAUGACAAGGGCGAACAAAACUAUAAUGGGCUUUUUGAAGUAUGAGUCAUUAUUAACCGAAAGCACAAAGUCGAUUCAAGAUUUUCUAUGGAGUGAAGGUGGUGAAAUUGAAUCAUUUAAGAAAAUGACUACACGUAUGAUUCAUACCCCUACAAAAGACACCGAAGAAGCAGAAAACACUAAAA
Acaulospora morrowiae is the source of this 1144-nucleotide messenger RNA. The record is from the annotation of a GenBank genome assembly. Lineage: Eukaryota; Fungi; Glomeromycota; Glomeromycetes; Diversisporales; Acaulosporaceae.